AUGCUUACAAUAGACAUAAAGAGGAAGUGUCCAUAUGGAGAGGAUGGUCGCCACCCUGCUGAACAAUGUAAACAUGGUUUUGAGGCAUAUUUGAGAGACUUAUACGAUAAAGAAUCUCCGCAUUACAAAGAAUGUAAACACUAUUUCAAAAGAUUUACGACUCGGAAUUUAAAGUACGGUGAACAACUUCUUACUGAUGAGAGUGGAGAAUUUUUACUCACCAGUAAACACGACAGGAUACAAGAGGUAUCUACUUACUAUAGUAAAACUUAUGAUGGUGAUAAUUGGGAUAUAAAGAAGCCUCUUCUACUUAGAAUCAAAAACAAUAACAAGUAUCACUGGUAUGAAAACACUGGGGAUCCUUCAAAUACAAAAUGGGAGAAUAUACCGGAUGGAGAAAAACAAUUUUACGAUAGAUAUAAUCUAAAAGGUAAUGCACUUAGAGAGAAACUCAAUAAACUUGCUUGUCAACUCCACGAUCUCCAUUUCGUAGACAUUCACGAGAUAAAACCCUAUGAAUGUGCAUGUAGAAAAUACAAGGACACUGUUUCUGUUGAGAAAGAGGGUAGUGUUCCUGGGUAUACCAAAUACAAACACAGAUACACUAUUAAGCCAGACUCCGUUAGGUAUAACGGUACUCUUCUCAAGUUUAAAUAUGAAGGCAACUAUGGAGAAUUUUCACUUGACAAAAAUACUCCUAAUCUUACAGUACAUUACUGGGAUGAAGAUAAAGAGCGUAAGAUACCUCUACUCAUGGAAGUUGCUGUAGGGUUCUUUGGUAACGGUCUAGUACCUCUUGAAAAUGAUGGGACUGGAAGUAACAAUGAUAAUAGUAACUGGACUAUGAUCCUUGGUGAAGAUGGUGACCCCAAAAUCCUUCCUAACGAUGAACUUGAGGAAAAACUUAGAAAGCUCACCUGUAAACUUUUCAAUCAAGCAGGUAUAAAUGAUCACUAUAAUGAUCUUAGAGAGAAACUAGAGAAACUUAACUGUGAAUGCUUGCAAGAAUGUACCCGUGAUCUAGAACUUAAAGUUGCUAACCAACUACAAGAAACACAAAAACUAUCACGUUCUGAUGAUUCUGAACGUACUGAUGAAGAACGAUUACAAGAAGAGGAAGAGGAGGAAGAAGAUGAAGACGAAGAGAUCAGUGAUACUGAAGACUCAUCUACAGAACGACGUUCCGACGUAACUGAAGUACUAAUACCUGCCGCUCUCAAAGCUCCUCCCCCUGAAGAAAGUGCUACUACUACUCCUGUUAGUAAAGAACUCUUGAAAGCAGUUGGCAAUACGUUGGUAGAGCUUGGACUAUACGGACCAGCUAUAGCUAGCGCACUUGUCCCAGUUGGAUUAGGUGUAGCUGAAGGUACUCUUAAACUGGUUAAUGAUCUCGCUAGUGCUGGUGGUAAAGCUGAAGGUACCCCUUCUGAUGGAGCUAAAUCUUCUACUGGGCCUGAUGCUCAUUCUGGAGCUUCUCAAGGUCCUGGUUCUAAAGAUACCCAAGGCUCUGCUGGUCCAUUUGGUGGUUCUAGUUCUUCAGUACUUAUAUCUGGUUCUACUUAUCAAUAUUUAUCUGCUUCUCCUAGACCUAUAGGUGGUCAUAAUCCUCAAUCCCUACCUGGUCAAUUUGGUGGCUCUCAAGGUCUUGAACUCUUGUCUGGACUAGAAGGUUCCGCCAUCACUGUUGAUAGUCGAACUAGCACUCUUUCUCCAGAGCUUAUAGGUGGUCAUACUGCUUCUGGAGAAACCGCUGCUGCUAUAUCCUCAGGCUCUGGUCCUGGAGCUUAUCCUCAUGCUCCUCUAGGCCUUUCUCCAGCCCCUUCUGACUCUUUUUGGACUAUUGAAAAGAUUAUCCCUACUGUCUCUUCUGUUCUUGGUACUUCUGCCUUGGCUUGUUUUGCAGGAUGGAAACUGUAUAACCGCUAUAAGGGAGAUCCUUGGAGUUCACAACGAGAAUCAGCGACACCCGAGACUCUAGAUGAUAUCAAUUCUUUGAUAGAUGCGGUUGUUCAUUCCAAAGACUCUGGAGUGAACCGGACAAAACCUGUCAAUGAUUCCGUAAAAAAAAGUAUAACAGUACCUCCUACGGUACUUCAAAGGGAUGAAACACCAGAGAGAGAGAAGAUUAAGAUUUUACCAAAAUAUAUCCGCUUUAUGCAAAAUAGGGAAAGCGUCAAUGGAAUACUCAUUAAUAACACAACAAAAAUACACUACAACCCAUUUGUGGAAGAUUUCAAGUUCAUUCAGUCUUUUAAUGAAAAGUCCACCGAACUCAGCCUAGAACUUAAUGAGUUCCUUAUGCUCAUGGACAUUUUCGAAAAGGCUGCAGCAAAAUGUAAUUCUAAUCAGAUUUCUUACGAUUUAGCGCUUAAUGUUGCUCGCGAAAAUAGUAUUCCAGUGCAGGCUCCUAUUCUUAGGGAGGUUCACCGGCACUGGGUCAAUAGAAGAUCAGAAUAUGGUCGUCCUCUGGUGCGCCAUUUGUGGCCUCAGACGAACCCUAGUGAUACGUCACCACUAGCGCUUUUUAGACCUCGUGCCAAGGAAAAAAUGCUCCUGCGCAAGCCUAGAAAGACAUAUGUUGAGAAUCUGCAAUAUAUGUUUCACCUCAUUGAUGGGUUUAAAAGGGUCCUUAAAAUUCUUGCAAAAAUGCGCCAGAGGGACGAGAAAAAGCUGGUGUUGGCAGAACUUGAAGUUAUCCUCUGGGAUCAGCGGAGGAAUGAGAAUAUAGAUAUCACCUACACGUGCCCAUUUUGGGAAUGUGUCAUGGAUAACAAAAAGCACAAGUCGACCAAGAAGAAGAAAAAUUUUCAAAAGCCCACUGAGGAAAAGCCCACAUUGCCGAGACUAAAGUCCGUGCAGAACGAGACAGUAACUAUCGACUCGGUAGAGCCUCCAAAUACACAAGACUAUAAGAGGAUGAGAAUUUCACGUAGAAUGGGCCGAGGAGGUCGUAUAUGGAUAGAUAGAAAGAUUUUAUAUCACAAGGAACAAAAAUGCAGGGAUAAUGUAUCAACUCUCUCCACAGACUGUGAGACUGAGCUUGUUGUGAAUCCGCAAUUGGAUACAGCCUUUAAUGUUACGAAGUUCAACAAUUUUGACAUUUACAACAAUGAAAUACCUCUAAACCAGUUUGCAUCGUUUGCAAAUCCAUAUGAAUCGGGUCACGUUUACAAUACAAUGGGUUUGAAUGUAUAUAGCAUGCCAGGGUACAUUCAGAGGCAGUUGAAGGUGCUAGAAAUUUUGGACAAUGUAACUGUUAACGAAUCAUUCAAGGGAUCACAAAAGAGUGAUAAUUCGUGA
This is a messenger RNA of Theileria equi strain WA, 3300 nucleotides long. RefSeq lists its product as hypothetical. Gene Ontology annotation, cellular component: piccolo histone acetyltransferase complex. Bases 1 to 3300 code for a protein of 1099 amino acids. The transcript is spliced from 8 exons. The record is from RefSeq and is a predicted model, not a curated record. Gene Ontology annotation, biological process: regulation of transcription by RNA polymerase II. Lineage: Eukaryota; Apicomplexa; Aconoidasida; Piroplasmida; Theileriidae.